Messenger RNA from Odocoileus virginianus texanus, 737 nucleotides. Lineage: Eukaryota; Metazoa; Chordata; Mammalia; Artiodactyla; Cervidae. The record is from RefSeq and is a predicted model, not a curated record.
AUGGUCAGGUCCACGCGCGACCCUGGGGCCACGCAGGAGCCAGCGAGCCCGGCCCCACGGAAGGGGCAGGAGCAGGGCUCGGCCGAUCGCCAGAUCGCCCGUGGUUCGGCUCGCCACGUUCCGACGCGGCCUUUGAAGGACCGUCCCGUGGCCCCUGCGCCUCCCGAAGGGGGCGUGUCCCCGCGGUCCCGCCCCGGCCCCGCCCCGCCGGCGGGGACGGCCGCGGCCCCGGCCCCCGCCCCGUCGGGCCAGCCCGGCCUGAUGGCGCAGAUGGCGACCACCGCCGCCGGAGUGGCCGUGGGCUCGGCUGUGGGCCACGUCGUGGGCAGCGCCCUGACCGGAGCCUUCAGUGGGGGGAGCUCAGAGCCCGCCCAGCCUGCCGCCCAGCAGGCCCCGGCGCGCGCUGCCCCGCCGCCCCUGCAGACGGGGCCCUGCGCCUAUGAGAUCAGGCAGUUCCUGGACUGCUCCACCACCCAGAGCGACCUGACCCUGUGCGAGGGCUUCAGCGAGGCCCUGAAGCAGUGCAAGUACAAUCACGGUCUGAGCUCCCUGCCCUAAGAGACCAGAGCAGAUUGGGUGGCCAGCCCUGCACUCACCUUCACCCCCCUCCCACCAACAGCCAGACCACGACGUCAGAUUGUACCCACUGAGCUGGGACCCGGAGUGAGGAGGGGGUCCCUCACCUCACAGAUGAUCUGAGAUGAAAACGUGCAAUUAAAAGCCUUUAUUUUAGCCGA